GAGUUUUUCAUCGUCAUGCCACACCCAGCCAAGUCGGCCCCGGCCCCCAAAAAGGGCUCCAAGAAGGCGGUGACCAAGGCGCAGAAGAAGGACGGCAAGAAGCGCAAGCGCAGCCGCAAGGAGAGCUACUCGGUGUACGUGUACAAGGUGCUGAAGCAGGUGCACCCCGACACCGGCAUCUCGUCCAAGGCCAUGGGCAUCAUGAACUCGUUCGUCAACGACAUCUUCGAGCGCAUCGCGGGCGAGGCGUCGCGCCUGGCGCAUUACAACAAGCGCUCGACCAUCACGUCCCGGGAGAUCCAGACGGCCGUGCGCCUGCUGCUGCCCGGGGAGCUGGCCAAGCACGCCGUGUCCGAGGGCACCAAGGCCGUCACCAAGUGCACCAGCGCGCCACGUAAUCCUGACAAAAUGUCUUCGUAUCGAAACCCCAAAGUCUCUUUUAAGGGCCAGCCAGUUUUUCAGCGAGAGUGGUAA
This is a messenger RNA of Leopardus geoffroyi (Geoffroy's cat), 474 nucleotides long. Its product is annotated as histone H2B type 1-K-like. NCBI's taxonomy places the organism in Eukaryota, Metazoa, Chordata, Mammalia, Carnivora, Felidae. The transcript has a single exon. The record is from RefSeq and is a predicted model, not a curated record. The coding region runs from base 16 to 474 and encodes 152 amino acids. Gene Ontology annotation, cellular component: nucleosome. Gene Ontology annotation, molecular function: protein heterodimerization activity; structural constituent of chromatin; DNA binding.